AUGCCUCGCAGGUACUUGGUGACCGUCCGGAUCCGGCGCUCGCGUGGCCCGCCCCUGGUCAGGAGGUACGUGGUGCACAUUGUCCGACCCGCCGACGAGCGGACCGGCGAGUGGCCGCCCGGGGCCCUGCGGAGAAGGCAGCGGCAGCCGUCCCCGCCGCAGCAGCAGCAUCCUCGAAGACCAGGUGCCGACCUGCUGAGCCGCGCGGCGGCGCAGGGCCAGGCGCGGGAGGUGCGGGCGCUGCUGGCCUCGGGGGUGCGGCCCAACGGGCGCAACCGCUUCGGGCGCACAGCGCUCCAGACCAUGAUGAUGGGCAGCGUGAAGGUGGCGCAGCUGCUGCUUCGCCACGGCGCGGACCCCAACUGCGUGGACCCAACCACGCUGACCAGGCCGGUGCACGACGCGGCCCGGGAGGGCUUCCUGGACACCCUCAAGAUGCUGCAUCAGGCAGGGGCGCACCUGGAAGUGCAGGACCUCUGGGGCCGCCUUCCCGUGGACCUGGCUAAGGAGCAGGGUCACCAUCACAUUGUCCAGUAUCUGCAGGCAGCUGCCGCCACUGAUGACCCCGCAGAUGGCUUACAACCCCAACUUCAAGAGCGCAUGCCAGCCUGUCACCACGAAGGCUGAAUCAAACUGCUGACUCCUCCUACCCUUCCUUCACUUUCCAGAUUGAUUUAGUUUUCGAUAAUCAAUUCCCCCCUUUCCUGUACCCCAUUUCCCUCCCCUCCCCUGCAAAAGCUUUGUAAUAAAUUCACCAUGUGUCUCUUCA
Messenger RNA from Echinops telfairi (small Madagascar hedgehog), 769 nucleotides. Its product is annotated as cyclin-dependent kinase 4 inhibitor B-like. The transcript has 4 exons. Gene Ontology annotation, cellular component: nucleus. NCBI's taxonomy places the organism in Eukaryota, Metazoa, Chordata, Mammalia, Afrosoricida, Tenrecidae. The record is from RefSeq and is a predicted model, not a curated record. Bases 1 to 627 code for a protein of 208 amino acids. Gene Ontology annotation, molecular function: protein kinase binding; cyclin-dependent protein serine/threonine kinase inhibitor activity. Gene Ontology annotation, biological process: regulation of cyclin-dependent protein serine/threonine kinase activity; negative regulation of cell population proliferation; apoptotic process.